AUGGGAACAGGUUUUGUGGUUGACAAGCAGCGAGGCUUGAUCCUGACAAACAGGCACAUCACCGGUGUCGGUCCCGUGCGAGCAAUAGCCAUGUUCGACCGUCACGAAGAGCUGGAUGCUGAAGUGAUUUAUCGUGAUCCGGUUCAUGACUUUGGUUUCUUUCGGUACGACCCAUCGAAGCUGCGUUUGACGGAACCUGCAGAGAUCCGCUUGGCUCCGCAAGAGUUGCAGGUUGGGACAGAGGUGCGCAUCGUGGGAAACGAUGCCGGUGAGAAGCUUCAGAUUCUUUCAGGGACCAUCGCCCGAGUAGAUCGGAAUGUUCCGGAGAUCAACGCCGUUUACUGCGACGAGAACACUUUUUACGCGGGCGCCGGAGCCGGGACUUCGGGUGGCUCCAGCGGUUCCCCAGUCUUGAACAAGCAGGGAAAUGCAAUCGCCCUCAACGCAGCGGGCACGGACGGCGCAGCGAGCGCUUUCUUCCUGCCCCUCAGCAGAGUUAAGAUCGCCUUCCAGCGCUUGCAGGAUGGGCUUCCAGUGAUGCGCGGCACAUGCCAAGCAACCUUCCUUUUCAAAGCCUUUGACGAGUUGAGACGGAUAGGACUCCAGGAAGAGCACGAGCAAGAUGUCCGCAAGCAAGUUGUUGCGGCAACUGGAAUGCUCGUGGUGGAUUCCGUACUUUGCGAACAAAAACAGCUGCGGCCAGGUGAUAUACUGCUCCUGCUGGAGAAUAGGCACUGUGUUGACUUCGUUCACUUGGAAGAGGUAUUGGACGACAAGGUCGGGUGCGCGGUGGACGUGCUUGUUUGCAGAGGUGGGGUGGAGAUAGCAAUGUCCAUCGAUGUGCACGAUCUGCACUCGCUGAUUCCUCGGAGUUACGUGGAGCUCGGCAUGGAUGUGGUGCACGGCCUUGGCUACCAUGCCGCACGGCGCUCGCACCUGCCGCUGGACAGCGGGAUCUAUUUGGCUCGGUCAGGAUACGUCUUCGAGUCCUUGGGAUGUGACUGGGGCUCUUUGAUCACGUCUGUAAAUGGAAAGCCCACGCCAUCACCAGAAGCAUUUGCGAAAGCCAUCGAGCACAUUCCAGACAAGCAAUAUUUUCCGGUGCACUGGUACGAUCUGCGAGACUUUCGCAGAGACCGUGCACUGAAGACGGGCUUCGCCAAGAUGUCACGUGCUUGGUCUCCACUGAAGUUGUGGCGGUGCGCGUCUCCGGCAUCCGCGAGCCCCGAGCAGUGGACCUCUGAGGAGCUUCCGGUGCCUUCCCGGCCACCGCGCCGACCCGAGCCCCUUGGCCGUGCUGCUAUCCUUACGGGCGGGGAUCGCCUCGUGCGCGCGCUGCAGACUUCGCUGGUAACUGUCCGCUUCCGCACGGACCAGCGCUUCCUUACGGAGGCGCUUGACAGUGGUUCAUCCGAGGGCGUGGGCUUGUUGGUGGACGCAAAACGAGGCAUCGUCCUUACGGACAGGCACAGUGCUCCACAAUCCUUAGGUGCGAUUGAGGUAACUCUCGCAGGCUGUGCUACUGUAGAGGCGGAGGUGUUCUUCAUCCACCCGCAGCACAACAUUGCUCUGCUCCGCUGCGACCCUAUCGCCGUCGAGACGCUCAUCAAGGGAAAGCUGCCGCUCAAAUCCGCAAGGUUUGCCAAAGGCAAGAAGGCUAGUUUGCGGCCCGGAGAGAGUGUUCACUUCGUUGGAUUCGACAGCCAGGGAAAUGCAUUCAGUGCAAAAUGCCAGGUGUCUGCCGUGUACUUACCCAGCGGAAAGGACGAGUUCCCCCCAUGGACUGUGCCACGAUUUCGAGAGCGCAGUCUUGAGAUCGUUGUCCUUUCGGACCCACCCGAAGAUGCCAGAGGGGGUGUACUCUGCGACUCGCGCGGAGAGGUGCGAGCACUCUUCGCAUCGUUCGAUUUCCAAAGCGCCAGACGAGAGGAGACGACCGAGAACUUUGGAAUUCCGGCCAGCGUUUUCUUGCCGUUGCUGGAAGGCAUCAAGAAGAACCCCAACAAGGAACCCGAGGUCAGAUCUUUGGAUGUCGAGGUGUCUGCAGUGGAUUUGGCAACACUGGCCCGCGGGUCCCCCAAGCUGCCCAAGCCAUGGGCGGAGGCUGUGCGGAAACGCUGCGGCCAGCAGGGGCAAGUGGCCAGAGCCAUCUGCGUUUGCCGCGUCCUGUCCACCGGUGUCUCGAACGGCUUGCUCCUUCCGGGUGAUGUUCUUCUGAGUGUUGCCGGCCGGACAAUAACACAAGCGCUGGAUGUCGAGGAGGCUUUGAUCCCAAAGAAGGAGAGGCCAUCAAGCCGGAAGAGAGAGCGAUCCGAGGAGGUCUUGAUCGCGUUUCUUCGUGAUGGCAAGGAGGCCACGGUGGCUGUCAAGCCCAGCAUUUUGGGUUCUGAGGAUGAUGCCGACUUGCUUAUCUGGGCAGGGAUGGUUCUUCGAAAGACGCCAAGGUGCAUUCUGGAGCGAUGUGGCGCAAGUAUUGCCCCCAGGGCAGGAGGCGUCUUCGUCCAAAGCAUCCUGAACGGCUCACCGGCCGAGUCCCGGGAGUUUGCCCCGUAUUGCUUCCUUAUGGAGAUGGAUGGCCAGCCCAUACGACAGCUCAGUGAUGUUCUUCUUCACGGCCAGCUCGACAGGAAUGGGCCUGCACAUGGGUGGGUGCGGCUCCUCCUCCUUGACAUGAACGGACAGGAGCAAGUCAGAGCUGUCCAACGCGAUCCACUCUUCUUCCCGACGAUGACGCUGCACCGGAGCCCGCAGUGCUGGCGUUGCACUCAGAAGGGCUGA
Molecule: messenger RNA, 2778 nt
Organism: Symbiodinium sp. CCMP2456
Lineage: Eukaryota; Dinophyceae; Suessiales; Symbiodiniaceae
Source: the annotation of a GenBank genome assembly